AUGUCGAAAGUGACAUUCGCUAUCAUCGCAGCAGGCGGUGCGGCAGCCGGCGCAGCUGCAACAGCCGCGCUGCUUUCCACAAAGAAAGAGCCUCCGCGUCCCACAGUCACAACAACCACAACAACCGUGACCGGCCCACCACGGCCAGUAUCCUCCGUGCCAGCCAUCCCCACCCCGGCCGCCGCCGCUCGCAAAGCCCUCGUCGACCCCAAUGGCAUCUUCCAAUACGGAUUCCCCGGCCCCGUAAACGACCUCCGCCCCGCCGCCUCCCUCACCUCCACCUACGACCGACGCACGCGCAACCCAGCGUGGGUUGCCGAACACAUCACGCCCGAGUCGCUCGCCCACAGCAACGCCGACCGUAAACACAGCGUCUUCGUCGAGGACAUCUCGAUCCCCGAGAUGUUCCGCGCCAAGCUGAAGGACUACUUCCGCAGCGGCUAUGACCGCGGCCACCAGGUGCCCGCGGCCGACGCAAAGUGGAGCCAAGAAGCCAUGGACGACACGUUUGCGCUGAGCAACAUGUGUCCGCAGGUGGGCGACGGGUUCAAUCGCGACUACUGGGCGCACUUUGAGGACUUUUGCAGGAGGCUGACACAUACCUAUCCGUCGGUUAGAAUUGUGACCGGCCCGCUGUAUCUACCCAAGCGUGAGCAGGAUGGCAAGUGGCGCGUGAGCUACGAGGUUAUUGGGAACCCGCCGAAUGUGGCGGUGCCGACGCAUUUCUACAAGGUCAUUUUCGCCGAGGAUGGGAAGCUGGGGGGCAAGGUGGCGCUGGGGGCGUUCGUGCUGCCAAAUGACCGCAUCGCGAACACCAAGCCGUUGACGGACUUUGAGGUGCCGAUUGAGGCGGUGGAGAGGGCGAGUGGGCUGGAGUUUGCGACGAAGCUGGCGCCGGAGAGGAGGAAGAGGUUAUGUCAGGAAGUUAGCUGCUCGACGGUUGUCAAGGAGUAUGCGCAGAGGCAGAAGAGCUUCGGUAAGGGACAGUAA
This is a messenger RNA of Parastagonospora nodorum SN15, 990 nucleotides long. RefSeq lists its product as hypothetical. NCBI's taxonomy places the organism in Eukaryota, Fungi, Ascomycota, Dothideomycetes, Pleosporales, Phaeosphaeriaceae. Gene Ontology annotation, biological process: apoptotic DNA fragmentation. The record is from RefSeq and is a predicted model, not a curated record. Bases 1 to 990 code for a protein of 329 amino acids. Gene Ontology annotation, cellular component: nucleus; mitochondrial inner membrane. The transcript has a single exon. Gene Ontology annotation, molecular function: metal ion binding; RNA endonuclease activity; nucleic acid binding.